Messenger RNA from Macrosiphum euphorbiae (potato aphid), 408 nucleotides. NCBI's taxonomy places the organism in Eukaryota, Metazoa, Arthropoda, Insecta, Hemiptera, Aphididae. The record is from the annotation of a GenBank genome assembly.
AUGUUCGCAGCCCGGAUGGGUUACGACCGGUGCCAGGUGUCCGUCAAGUCUGUGGACACCAUCCAGGUCCGGUCCGACCGGUUCGUCGUGUUGGUCGUCGGCGAGAUGAUGUGCCCGUGGGGAAGCGUCCCGGAGGGCCGGAAGUUUGUUCAGUCGACGGUGGUCAGGUGGUGCUUACCGUGCAAGUUCUCCAUCAUCGGCUCGGUGUUCAUGUUCGACGACGCGAUCUCCGAGCUCGGCAGUCUCGAAGAAAACACCACCUGCACCGACGACGGUGACGACUGCCAACCGAAAUCACCGACACCAUCACUGGCCGGCACACAAGCAUUGCCAUCUCCACCGUCGGCCACACACACAGUGCCGCCCGACAUCAAGAAUGCCGAGUGCGUGCACUGCCGGACAGCUUGA